This is a messenger RNA of Adineta ricciae, 498 nucleotides long. The record is from the annotation of a GenBank genome assembly. Lineage: Eukaryota; Metazoa; Rotifera; Eurotatoria; Adinetida; Adinetidae.
AUGAUGUCAGCAAGUUUUACUUGUAUGUUUUCAAUGAAUUGGUUUGGUCUUGGUAUAUCCGAUCCACAGGGCGCUGGACCGGACACAUAUUCAAGUCAUUGGAAUGCUGACAAUCAAGAUGGUUGUGUGCCAACAGCUCAACCGAAUCGAUGUGAAAUCGAUGGUCAACGUAUUAUCAUCUCGUCAAAUUAUCGACCGCUUGCUGGUAUAUACUCAUCGAGUGGUUUGAAUGCCGAAAGUUUUACUCGAAUUGAUCUUAUGUUAAUGACAUUGAAACGAGAAUGUGCCAAUAUCGAAAUUUCAUAUCAAGCUUACGUUCGUUUUCGAAAACGCGCACAAAAUUUUCAAUUUUCAUCCGAUGUUACUACACCUGGUUACGACAGCUCAUGGUUAUACUCAUUCUCAAUUUCCUUAGGUCUCGGUCGUUGUGAAAAUUCGAAUGUAAAUAACAGUCUUAAUGCAACAAACUAUCUCAUCAAUGGAAAACCUUUGAUGUGA